AUGAGCGCGUGGUCAUCCAAGUUCGUCUCCGCGAAAGACUGGUCUCGCUUCGCCUAUGUCCAAUAUGCCACAGACGAGGUUUAUCUGUGCAACUCCGUCCUGAUAUUCGAGGCUCUCCAUCGACUGGGAGCUAGGCCAGACCGAGUUUUGAUAUACCCGAGCAGUUUUUCAAUUGAGGAGGACGAUUCUUCAUUUGAGGGCCAUCUGCUCCGUAAAGCACGCGAUGAGUAUAAUGUGAAGCUGGUGUCCAUCGACAACGAAGAUAACGUCGUCUGGAAAAAGAAGUACCCGAAGCUUCUCGCGUUUAAUCAGACCGAGUAUGACCGCGUGUUGGUCCUAGACUCGGAUUCCACUGUCCUCCAGUCCAUGGACGAUUUAUUCCUGGGCCCAUCCACCCCAGUCGCCAUGCCCAGGGCGUACUGGCUUCACCCCGAUAAUACCGCGCUUACACCUCUACUGCUACUUGCCGAACCAUCCAACGAGUUUGAUCGCAUUACGAAAGCAGUCACCAAAGCAGACCAUGACGAGUACGAUAUUAACAUCAUGGAGGAGCUAUAUGGAAACCGUUCUCUUGCUCUCCCUCACCGAAAAUUCGCACUAUUAAGCAGCGAGUUCCGGUCUGUGGCCCACGAUGCCUACUUCGGCGGCCAGAGCGAAGAAUGGGAUCCAGAGAACGCCAUACAUGAAGCACAAUUGGUCCAUUUCGCGGACUGGCCCGCCCCAAAGCCAUGGGACAGAGCUGAAGAUGAUACGCUUGAUGAAUAUCAACCGCCUUGCGACAGUAACCUAGAAACCGGCGACGAGCGUGAUUGCCGAGCACGCGACAUCUGGCUAUGGCUGUAUAACGAUUUUACUAACCGGCGAAGGGACAUCUGUGGCUUGAGGACCAUUUCAGUCCCUAAGGUGGGAUCUUCAUAA
Messenger RNA from Aspergillus versicolor CBS 583.65, 918 nucleotides. RefSeq lists its product as uncharacterized. Lineage: Eukaryota; Fungi; Ascomycota; Eurotiomycetes; Eurotiales; Aspergillaceae. Gene Ontology annotation, molecular function: glycosyltransferase activity. The transcript has 5 exons. The record is from RefSeq and is a predicted model, not a curated record. The coding region runs from base 1 to 918 and encodes 305 amino acids.